CGUGAGAUCUAAAGAAGAAAAAGAAGCGAGAAAGCUAUAAACCCAGAGACCAAGUUUUGUGUCUUUGCUUUGUUAAGUUCCUCUUCCCUCAAGAACGCUUUCGCUUUUUCAUCUGCCCUAUUCGACAUGACGAAGCAGCAAGCUAACUGGUCUCCUUACGACAACAAUGGCGGAUCCUGUGUUGCGAUUGCCGGUGCCGAUUACUGUGUAAUCGCCGCUGAUACACGGUUGUCUACGGGUUACAACAUUCUCACUCGCGAUUACUCCAAAAUUUGUAAGCUGGCUGACAAAGCUGUGCUGGCCUCUUCUGGUUUUCAAGCUGAUGUGAAAGCCUUACAAAAGGCUUUGUCAGCUAGGCAUUUGAUCUACCAACAUCAGCACAACAAGCAAAUGAGCUGUCCUGCGAUGGCUCAACUGCUCUCAAAUACAUUGUACUACAAACGGUUCUUUCCUUAUUAUGCUUUUAAUGUUUUGGGUGGGCUUGAUAGCGAAGGAAAGGGUUGUGUCUUCACCUAUGAUGCUGUUGGUUCAUAUGAAAGAGUUGGAUACAGUGCCCAGGGCUCGGGCUCCACCCUAAUUACCCCCUUUUUAGAUAACCAACUGAAGUCUCCAAGCCCUCUAUUAUUGCCUGCACAGGAUUCUUCAACGCCUCUUUCAGAAGCUGAAGCAAUUGACCUGGUGAAAACCGUUUUUGCAUCUGCUACCGAGAGGGAUAUCUACACCGGUGACAAACUCGAAAUCGUUGUUCUUAAUGCUGAUGGUCUUCGACGUGAAUACAUGAAUCUCCGAGAAGAUUAGUUUAGUGGUUUCUCGAUUGAUUGAAUGAUUCAGCAACCUUUUGAACUCCCCAUCCGCGUACCCCUCCCGGAGAUUAUUGCAUUGUGAUGUUAUAUUUACGGAUGGUUAAGUUGAAGAUUUUCUCUGUAAUAUGACCUCUGUUUCCAGAUUAAAAUUUCUGUUGUGAACAUUGGAUUGUAUUAAAAUCUGCAGGGCCGUUGGCCAAUGUUGAUCGAUCCUCCCUUUUCUUCUAAAAAGUAGCUUAUUUCAUGAGAAAAUUGGAUUGAAGC
Messenger RNA from Cucumis sativus (cucumber), 1067 nucleotides. RefSeq names its product proteasome subunit beta type-1. NCBI's taxonomy places the organism in Eukaryota, Viridiplantae, Streptophyta, Magnoliopsida, Cucurbitales, Cucurbitaceae. The record is from RefSeq and is a predicted model, not a curated record. Gene Ontology annotation, cellular component: proteasome core complex. The transcript has 7 exons. The coding region runs from base 127 to 798 and encodes 223 amino acids.